AUGGCAACUCGAACAGACACAACGAUGGAUAAAGUAUUCAAGCUUUUGGAAAACUACAAACUAGAGAAGUUUUACAACCAAUUUGUUGAACAUGGGAUUGAGGAGGUGCAGGAUUUCAUUGACGGGGUCACUGAUGAGGACUUGGACAACAUGAGGUCCCUGAAAGACCGGCACAUUGAAAAUGGGAGUGAACUGGACUAUGAAUGGACUGUCAGUGAAACACUACAUGAUCUUGGAAUCAGUGAAGACACAGUGCUGCAAAUCUCUUUGUCUUCAUUUCAUGAUAAAGUACCGCACAUGAUCGAAUUCUGCCAAAGUGAUAUCACACCAUCAGUGAAACAAACAGAGAAGGGCCUCAGUGCCUUUUUCUCAGCUUUGAAUGCCAUUAGAAUGCAAAAUGGAGGAGUUUGGUUCAAGAAAGUGAUUGCAUACAUUCGGAAAAUCAGUGGAUGCAAUGCCUUGGCUCAGAGCUUGUUUCAGGUUGUGUGCCAAAACAGGACUGGUACACGGGUCCAGAAGAUUGCCAUAGUUGAAGGACUCUACUAUCUCUUCCGGGAGUUGUUACCCAGCCAUACAAAAAGAUCUGAUGACAGGAUAAUCGAGGACAUUGAUGUUUUUGAGUAUGCCCCAGUUUGCUGGGCCUACCUCUUGUCUCAAGCAAAGGACGUGAGCACAGAGCAUGAAAACUAUUCUCCAAUUUCCCUGAAGGCACAGUCAACAGAUCAGCGUUUUUCUGAGCCGGUGCGUGUACCGGACGUGCCUGAAGUUUUUGAGAGAGCGUAUGUGCUGGAUUUAAUUAGAGAGGGUGGUAGAAUUCCAAACUGUAAUGAGCUGAAUCUUAAGGAGACGUCACUGAAAAAAGCCACUGAUGUUGAAAAGAUUUUGCUCAGUCUACCGCCAUUUAUUGAAUCCUUCCCCCUUUGGACUGACUGUGAUGGUACUACUCCUGAUUCCAGAACUCCUCAAAGAAUUAAUGUUUUCGACCCUCUUGCUGGAGAAUACACCAGAGUGAAUAUUGAUGAACUGGCUAAUAAACUGAGAGACGUCAGAGAUGAUCUAACUCUCAAAGUCACCAAGACUCCAAAAGAAGCUAUUGUGGUACUUCUUGAUUCAAGUUCCUCCAUGGGUGAGGAGUGUUUUGACAAAGACUGCAAAAUGAAGCGAAUUGAAGCCGUCAAAGAAAUAUUUGAUAGCUUUGCCAACCGAUGCAUGGCUUAUAAUUUUGAACAAGUCAUCUGCCUUGUGAAAUUCGACUCUAUAGUGAAAACUCUUCAUACAUUCACAGAAACAGUGGAAACAUUUAAGGAGCAUGUUCAUGGACUUCAGGCAUCUGGAGCCACUUUACUGUAUGAUGCUUUAAAUCGGGGAUGCAAAGAACUUAAGCAAAUCAGACAGAGAUUUCCAGAUUGCCGAUGUCGCAUUUUAUGCCUGACAGAUGGAAAUGAUUGUGGAUCAAUGUGUACACCGGUUGACACUGCAAAAAGGUUGAUGGCUUCAAAAAUUGUCGUUGAUGCUGUGCUGAUUGGUACAGUGGAUAACGCUGAGUUGCAUGGGAUCAGCAAUGUUACAGGUGGUUACUGUUUUAAGCCUGAAACAAGCAAAGCAGCCUUGCAACUCUUUGAGAUGGAAACAGUCUUGUCACUGGAACUAAGGAAGGAAAAGAAACACUUUGAUAUUUCAUCUAUUAACAAAGUGGAUGACCUGAACAUUUUUGGGACCUAUGGUUAUGAUGUCAAACCAGAGGUUAAAUUGCCUCCUCAGAUACACAACAAAGUGACACUGACAAAGAAUGCUUUGAAAAACCGGAUCAAGGAAUCCAAGAGAAUGUUCGUUUUUGAGAAGGACAAGAGGAUUUUGGAAGAGCUCAAGAAUCUUCAUUGUGACCCUCACCCUUUCUGCACAGUGCUGCCCUCUGAGUCCGAUUUCACCUUUUGGAAGAUCCUGAUGAGAGGUCCACCUGAUACCCCUUAUGAAGAUGGAGUCUUUGAGCUGUAUUGUGAGUUUGGUCCUGAAUACCCUGUGAAACCACCUCUCAUGAGAUUCUUCACCCCUGUGUACCACUGCAAUGUGAACAAUGUGGGAAGAAUCUGUCACAACGUUUUUGAUCGAAACUACUCAGCCCACAUUACCAUGAGAGAGAUCCUGGAUGCGAUAUUUGGGCUCUUGAUCGCUCCUGAACCAGAUGAUCCUCUUGACAGCAUUCUGGCAGAAGAAUUCCUGAGCAACAGACACAAAUAUGAGGAAGAAGCCAGGAAAAGUACAAAGAUGUAUGCCAGUUCCUCUCUGGAUGACUUGGAAAAGAAAUAUGUAGGUCCAGAGUUACAGAAAACUGUCAUUCCUCCUACUUUAACUUGUCCUCUGUCACACAAGUUGUUUGUUGAUCCAGUGAAAACUACAGAUGGGAUGGUGUAUGAGCGCAGUGCUAUUGAGGAUCAUGUGAAGCAGCAUGGAAGUACUGAUCCACUGACAGAGGAUGUGCUACAAAUCGCACACUUAAAGCCAGACCUGAAUACAAAGAAGGCUGCUAAGGAAUAUCGCAUGUCACAGAUCAAGGAAACGCCCGUUUAGGGUUUUUCAUUCAGAUGCACCAUUAUGAAAAUCUUGCGAAUUAUCAGAGCAGUUUGAAUUGUUAUUAUCCCUGAAUGGGACCCUUUGUUCUCAAGUUUUCUAAAUAUGGGGCUUGUUCGAUCUUCCAAUGUAAGAUUUUACCCCUUUUAUUUUAGCAAUAUAUUAUUGCAUGUCUGUAAUUCAAAAUGUUGAUUUUGGUUUAAUGUUGGUUUGUGUGCUUUAUGACUCACUGUCAGUUCUCUGUUAGUAACUGCUAAAUUACAAAUCAAUAAAAGUAAUAUUAAAACUA
Molecule: messenger RNA, 2857 nt
Organism: Megalobrama amblycephala (Wuchang bream)
Lineage: Eukaryota; Metazoa; Chordata; Actinopteri; Cypriniformes; Xenocyprididae
Exons: 21
Coding region: 1-2568 (855 amino acids)
Biological process (GO): protein polyubiquitination
Cellular component (GO): nucleus
Molecular function (GO): ubiquitin conjugating enzyme activity
Source: RefSeq, a predicted model, not a curated record